CUCGCUUUUUCAGCUCGUAUCAAAGAAAUUUCUGUUAAUCCAUGUUUAAAUUUGCUUUCCAAGUGGAGGAGGAACAAAGCCCAACACAACCAAAAGAUGAAGAAUCUGAUGCGAAGACGUCGAUCUUCGAUACACACGAACCGGAACAGGAAACGGAUCAAAAUGGUGUGGCAUAUGCCUGCGAAGAACUCCACAUGGUAACGAGUUUUCAGGCAAUAAAUCCAGAAGCGGUAAAUAGUUUUAAGCUAUCGGAGGAAUGUACGAUCGAGUACCUGAAUCAUCUCGCGCUGAUGGAAGAAACGUUUGGCGAAGAAAUUGUGACCGCCGAGACGGAUCAUUCCGAUCUGGUUCCCAACCGGUACGAAGGCGGAUUGAAGGUUUGGGAAUGCACAUUCGAUCUGGGAACGUUUUUGGCCGAUUCCGCCGAACUGAAGGCACAAUUCGUGGCGAAAACGGUGCUCGAUCUCGGCUGUGGCGCUGGAAUUCUCGGUAUCGAAGCGAAACUGUUGGGCGCGAGCGAAGUGCACUUUCAGGACUAUAACAAAGAUGUCCUCACGAAAACGACAAUGGUAAACUAUGAGCUGAACGAUCGGUCGGAUGACCGCGACGAUAGUUGUAAAUCGGACACCACGGUGGUUAGAUUUUUCUCCGGCGAUUGGGCUAGCUUUACGGAACGGUACGAGAGCACGUUCGAUCUCAUUCUCACUUCGGAGACGAUUUACAACGCACAAAACUAUGGCAAGCUGCUCGAUCUUUUCGAUUGCAAACUGUCCCCCGGUGGAAUAGUAUAUCUGGCGGCCAAAACGUACUACUUCGGUUCGGCUGAACACUGUUCCCCUUUUUCGUUUCUUUCCACAUUGAAUUACAUAACAUUUUAUAUAUUUUGUUCUUCAGUGCUGAGUAUGUAUUAUAACACUCAUUAAACGUAGCUGAGCUUGACCGAUGCGGAACAUUCGAGCCUUGCAUUUGUAAGAAUGUGUCUUCCACACACUUUGCAGUCCCACAUGACCCCGUUAGUGUGCAAAUUGAAGUCGCUUUAACAUUAAAAAUCAUGGUUUAUACCAGU
Messenger RNA from Anopheles cruzii, 1066 nucleotides. RefSeq names its product histidine protein methyltransferase 1 homolog. Gene Ontology annotation, molecular function: protein-L-histidine N-tele-methyltransferase activity. Lineage: Eukaryota; Metazoa; Arthropoda; Insecta; Diptera; Culicidae. Bases 42 to 923 code for a protein of 293 amino acids. Gene Ontology annotation, biological process: peptidyl-histidine methylation, to form tele-methylhistidine. The record is from RefSeq and is a predicted model, not a curated record. The transcript has 4 exons.